This is a messenger RNA of Durusdinium trenchii, 2386 nucleotides long. Lineage: Eukaryota; Dinophyceae; Suessiales; Symbiodiniaceae. The record is from the annotation of a GenBank genome assembly.
CCGGCGGUUUCUUUGGCUUCAGCACGAAGUUGCUUUUUUCGGAUGUUUUGAGACGUCGAGUAAGAUCUCCGACCCAAAAGGCCCAAAGAUGGCCUCCAUGCGGAGGGGCGUCGCCGAGACGAAGGAUGAAGAAGAGGCCUUGCUGGAGCAGGAGGAGCUGGUGAGUGGGGCUGGUGGUUGCACCAAGCGGUGUGGGGCUUGCUGCUGCUGCACCGUGUUGCUCCUGACGAUUGCAGUAAUUUUUUACCUGAAGUGGCAGCGGAUUUGCAUUGGUCCCGCCUUUCCGCACGACGAUGUGGACGCCCACCGCCCGGCGGCCUUCGUCGCCGCCGAGGCCCUGCGGCGGGCGGCGGCGGAACGGGCGGGCGCGGAGCUGCUGACGGAGGAGGAUUUGCCCAAUGCGUUUGGACUGCUGACGAACGCGGCCACAGGUGCUGUAUACUAUGAGGACAUGAACUUCGUUCAAGGUUUUGAAAAGCCGGGCUGCCUGAGCUUGGUGGUUGAGAUGUUCCACCGGUUGCUGAAGUUGCUGGGCUGGAGGGUGCCGCCCUCGAGAAGGUGGAAGCCACCGGUGGAAGGAGAGACCAUGGACAUCGUCAGCUUUCAAGACUAUGCCAGGACUCACUUUGGCCGGGCCUUGCCAGGGGAGUUCCUGGAGGACUACUACACUGGUGGGCGCGUGCCAAGUUGGGAGGACAAUGAGGGCCACCGUUGGGGCAUCAUGAAGCUCACGGCUGUGGUCAAGGCGGCGCGUGCCACGGGUGUGGAUCCCAUCACCGUGGUCCAUCCGUUGGAGCCCCGCGUGGCCUUCGACCACCGGGCCUUGGUGAACAUGGCCUCCGAUGGCUUCAGGUACUUUGGACCCAUGGAGGUGAAGUAUGCCUCCAACGGUUUCUUCGGCGCGUCGGUGGUGGAGCAGCGCCUUCUGGGCGUGGAGCGUGGCGAUCUGCUGGGCAUGCUGAUGACAGAGUCGGUCUUCGGCGCACAUCUGGUCUACGAGGCUGAGACAGAGCUCUUCCAUGUGGACCUCACCGACCUGGAGAAGUACCCGCCGUUGCCCGGCUACGCCGCCCUGGGCGGGCGCGCCAGCUUCCGGCAAGACGCCGGGAGGCUGCGCACGGUGAGCCUGGACUACCAAGGACGGCGCUACACGAACUUUAGCGAUCCACAGGUGGACGAGGCCUAUGAGAAGAACAACACUCGGACCGGCUGGCGCAUGGCCGAAGGGGCCUUCAUUGCCUCGCUCCUCUCGAUGACCAACUUGGUGAUGCACGUGAAGGACCUGCACGUGGAGAUCUGUACGGCCUUCCAAGCGGUCACGGUGGAUGCCUUCGCCGGGCAGACGUCCCACCCGGUGAGGCGCUUGUUGGACGCCUUCAUUAGCCGCAGCGUGCAGGCGACCAACGACAACCUGCGGCUGCUCUACGACUUCCAUGCGGCCGACUUCUCGCUGGCGCCGCUGCCGCACGACCAGCAGCUGAAGCUCAUCGAUGAGUUCAUCAAGUCGAAGCCCUUGAACUUGGCUGCGUUGGACAUGGAACACUAUGGGCAGCUGCGGUAUAUGGACCCCAGCUGGUCCACAGAGGAGGCGGUGCAGAACGCCAGCAGCUGGGGCUGGCGCUGGCAUUAUCGAGCUUUGACCGUGCAAAGGCUGCUGGCCAGCUAUGUGACGUGUUUUCUGGAGGCGGAGGGUGUGGACGACGAGGCCAUCAUGAGUGACAACUACCUCAAAGAUUGGUGGCAGUCCAUGAUCUUCCACCUGCCAGCCUUGAGAAGGGCCACUGAAGAGGACUCGGCCUGGGCCUCGGCGGAGCUGAACAAGCUGGAUGUGGAGCAGCUGGUGCGGGUCUUGAGCACCUUGAUGGUCUGGGUCUCCUGGAUCCAUGAAGAUGUGGGCCACUCCGCCGCCGCGUAUGUCUGGAACCCGGUCUACACCCCCAUGUGUGUGCCGGAGGAUGGCGUCGGAGUACCUCUGAGAUCCUGGCUCUUCAACGCCGUGGCCUACCGGAGCUUCGUCUUUCUGCAUCGCUCCACGCUCUUGGACGAAGCGCCGGAGUUCUGGUUUGGCAAUGCCGAGUCCAAGAAGUGCUUCCAGACCUUCCAGGAGACCUUGAAAUCCCUCGGUGACAGCGAUGUGGCCUUUCGCGAAUGCGACCAAGAAGGCUUCUACUCCUGCGUGGACCGUGUGGAGACGGCAGUGUCCUCUUAGACGGGCAGCGAAAAGUAGCCCGUAGAUAGCCGUGGGUAUUUGUACCCAGGUAGAUGUUUGAAGAGGAUUGGACCGCCAAACUCACGAGUUCUGGGUCCAAUCCUCGGAUCAUCAGGACGCUGCGGGCGUUUCACCGGGCGUGUUUUCCGAAAAGGGGAGGCACCAAUUUUUCAGAGG